This is a messenger RNA of Poeciliopsis prolifica (blackstripe livebearer), 2832 nucleotides long. RefSeq lists its product as uncharacterized. The record is from RefSeq and is a predicted model, not a curated record. The transcript is spliced from 4 exons. Lineage: Eukaryota; Metazoa; Chordata; Actinopteri; Cyprinodontiformes; Poeciliidae. Gene Ontology annotation, molecular function: tumor necrosis factor receptor binding. Gene Ontology annotation, cellular component: membrane. Gene Ontology annotation, biological process: immune response. Bases 339 to 1109 code for a protein of 256 amino acids.
AUAGAAGCGAAUCAAUGUGAAUCUGCAGGGACUCUAAAUGUGUCUUCAGUGAGGACAGUUGGACAGUCUUUAUUGGGACUUUGCUCUGUUUAUGCUGAUGUUCUUAUCACGCGCAUAUAUUCUGUUCAUUCCAAUCAGAUUUUUUUUUCACAGACUCCGGGAACGUCAAAGCCCUAACAAACAGGAAGUUCUGGUGUCAUUUUCUGCUCUUGGUGAAACUCAUUUUAAAUCGAGACUCUUUUCAAUGGAGCGCGGCUUUCAACGUGGGCGAAAGUGCAGAUAAAUGGAGGCAGUGGCAGGCAGUCGGGACUCGGUCCGCGAACAGGAAAGCACAAGACAUGGAGGAGGAGAACAACUGCCGGUGUGACUGGGAGGGAGGAGUGGAGGCAGAGGCAGAGGCAGAGGCAGAGGCAGGCCUCCGGUGCCAGAAGAGCCGACACAUUCAGCUCCAGAGGGAAAGGCACCGACGACAGAUGGCCCAGUUUGUGGCGGCGGCGCUCCUUCUGCUGCUUUGCGGAACUGUGGCGGUGUUCCUCACGUUCAGACUGGAGAGGCGGUGUGACUGCGCUGCUGACAGCCAGACCAAGUCUGAGUCUGACAGCCAGUCAUCAGGUGUUGCUGAAAAGCUGCAACAACCUCAAUGUGCACAGCGGCUUCCGAGCACCAUGUUGACAGUUCUACGUGAAAACACCACAAAUGGAAAAUAUCUUCUUUGGGAAGACACAAGAGGAGAGGCGUACAUUGAUGGAGGUUUCAGAUACUUCAACGGGAGUCUGAUGGUGCCCAGGAAGGGCCUCUACAGAGUUUUCCUGCAGACCCUCUAUGAGAACAGUAAAUGUGAUGAUUUCCUGGUGGUCCGUAGCGAGGUUUUGGUCUUCAGACAAGGUUACCCAAAGGACCAAACUCUCCUAAAAGCAGAGGAUACACUGGGUUGCAAGCAUAAUGUAAAAAGAUCUCUCUUCACAUCUGGCAUAUUUAGGCUGGAUACUAAUGACAAACUACAUGUAACUUCUUCUCAUCCAAACCUUCUGUAUAAAAAUGACUUCCAUUCAUUCUUUGGAGCUCAGCUCGUGUCUGAUGAUUGGCCAGAGAAAGGUAGUGGCUCCUGAGUCCAACGAUGCAGGUUUAUGCUUUAACUAGUCCACCUCUGUAGCGCCAAGUAGAACCUUCUCAGCAGCAGGUUAGCUUCCUUUCUACAUUUUCUUCUCACUAACAGCUGCCACAUCACUGAUGCAACAAAGCUAUACUAAUCAGUAACAAGUUAUUUGAAGCGUGCAUAACACUGACAUGACCCUGUCUUAAACACAACAUGACACCUGUUAUGGAGUCUUAAUGAGUGUUUAUGACUGUCAUCAUGAAGUUCACAACUGAACAAAACACAUAAAGAAUACUAAGCAGAAAAUUAGAUUUGGUAAAUAAUGACACUUUUAAUGCAAAAUUGUACUAAAAAUAGAAUAAAAAAAUCUAUUAUUUACUAAACGACACUUCAUGACCAUAACCAUUCAUAAAGACUCCUUCAUGUUCAGAACUGGUUAUGAAUAAAGUGUUACCCACUGAUCUAACGUGUCAACUUUGUAGCACAUUCCAUUCUGUGUUAAAUCUCCUGAUAUAUCUUAUAUUUUACAUUUAUUAUAUUGCAUAUUAUGCUGGGAUGAAAUAUUUUUGUGUUUCUAGAAAGUUUUUAAUUUAUUCUAAUUUAUCAUAAAGGGACAUGUAUUAUAGGGCUUGCAUCAGGCUGGGAGUUAUUUUGUAUUGUUUUUUUAUUCUCGUUUCCUGUAAGUCUGGAGUUAUGAGGUGAUGAAAGCCACUUGUUAUGAAGCAAGUAACCAAGUAAAUAAGUAAGGGAGAAUUUUUGCCUUGUACACACGGUGAUGUCUGAUUAAGUGCUCAUUUCCCCAGGAUUUAUAACGAGCAUGACUGUUUAUUUUUAGUAGCAAAUGUGUACAAAUUAAUUAAUUGCAUUAAUUUAAAUCUGAUCUUUGUCAUUGUCAGUUUUCUUACUAUUGUUAUUUAUUUAUCAGUAAUUUGACCAGGUCAAAUUCUAUAGGUGCUACUGAAAUGUCUAAGGUCAGGUAGUCUUUCAGAGCUAGUAUAAAAGCUGUAUAGUAGUUCACUUGGAUGAAGUACUUUACACAGACAGUAGAUUUGAAGAGCCGCAGCUACGUGUGAAACAGUUUGUCUGCUGAAGCCACUUCUUUGAUAUUAGAAGUUGCUAGAGACAGACAACAAACAGGAAGAAUUUAGCUGGAUGGAGAAUGAAGACAGAAAGUUGUUCCACUAAAAUCAGUUUCUGCAGAGUAGCUCAGGUCAAGGUCGACUGGAUUUAGCUCAUCUGGGCUUCACAAUUGAACAAAACACAUAAAGAAUACUCAGCAGAAAAAUUUGAAACCCCCCACUUCCACUGAUAUCUGUCCUGAAUCCACCAAAAUAGAGUAGCACUGUAUUUACUCUCUCUUUGAAGUCCUGCUGUGUCAGCAUGUUUUUCUAAUCAAUGAUGGGGGAAAAUGACAUGUUCAAAAUGUAAACACGUCUGAUGGGUUCUGGAAAAUGCUUUAGGCAGUGCUAUGUGUGCUGAGGGCAGGGCCAAAUUAGAAAUCUGUUCAAAUAUUUAUUUUGGCUUUUCACUUUAUUUUUUUUUAUAUCAAAAGUGCUGCUUGAUAAUGUGCUGAAGUGAUUGUUUGAAUCAUGGCUUGUAAGCUGUAUUUCUGUAUUCUCCAGCUAAUGCUGUGAUUUAACUCUUAAAAUGCCAUUGCUAUCUGUGAACUAUAUAGUUGGGAGUCUGUAUAGUGACGGUCAGGGGUUCUGCAAUAAAGAUGAAUUCUAAAAAACACA